AUGACCGCGAGUAACCUUGUCCCUUGGCGGUCUCAAGCAGCCGCUGCCCACCCGAGGCCGCCCCGCAAUCUCCUCCCCGCCCGCUUCCAUCUUCGUCCAUUCCACCCCCCGUUCGCCAUGCGCAACGCAAUCAUUGCCCUCACUCUUGCCGGUGUCGCCUCGGCGCUCUCGGGCCACUCCCCCAUUCUCCGCGAGCACAGCGGCCUCCUCGACGCCGGCAUCAACCUCGCUGCCGAGUUCACACCCCUCUCAACAGGUCUCUACGAGCGUCAGACGGCAGACGACAACUUUACGCAGCAGUGCGCGGCUGCAAACUAUGUCAUCUGCUCCAACAACGCUUCGCAGUGUGCUCCGGCCGGCAGGGUAUGCUGUCCGGAGACCCAGACGAGUUGUGCCGCAGGCCACUUCUGCAUGAAGAAUGGGACAAACUCGGGCUGCUGCAACAAUGCAGCGUUCGACAAUUGCUUCCUGGGCGACGGCCUGCCCAUUAGCCUCAAUGGCGCAGUCUCGAAGAAUGUCGACAUGCACUACGACGUCGACCUCAACGGCGAUUGGUACGACAACAACUGGAUCUGCGAUGGCUCAACCCGCGCCAUCUUCACCAACUCGACCGGUACGGCAACCAUGAUGUUUGACAGGACCAUCGCCGGCUUUGUUAUCUACGCCGGCGCCGAUCAAGGAGCAGAGUACCGCCUCAACAUCACAAACCAAAUCGACAAGGUCGUCUUCCAGAAGGACAACGACGGCUGUAACCCAGGCUACAAGUUUACGUUCAACACCAAGUCGUUCAACUGGCUCAUCCUCACCUGGCUCAUCCCAAGCAACCAGUAUGUCCAGCCCCAGGUUCAGAACCCGGCCAUUCAGUUUGGUCGCAUCACUGUCUACGCCAAUGCAGACGACAUUGCCAAGGUCCAGCUAGGCGACCCGAAUGCCCAGACCGGCUCGUUCUCUGCUCUGACUGCGGCGACCGCUCUCGGCGGUAUGGGCGCAACCGGCAGCGGAGGAGCCUCUGGUAACGGAGGCCCUACACCCGUGAUCACUGGACCUACCACCGCACACCCCGGGGCCUCCGGUGCGCCAAGCGGCAAGCCGAGCGCCGCCCAUUCGCGUGUGUCGUCGCACAGCACUGCAGCCGUGUGCGCCGUCAUCCUCGCCGGGCUGUGGCUCAGCGCUUGA
Vanrija pseudolonga is the source of this 1176-nucleotide messenger RNA. RefSeq lists its product as uncharacterized. Bases 1 to 1176 code for a protein of 391 amino acids. The transcript has 5 exons. The record is from RefSeq and is a predicted model, not a curated record. NCBI's taxonomy places the organism in Eukaryota, Fungi, Basidiomycota, Tremellomycetes, Trichosporonales, Trichosporonaceae.